AUGCGGCAUGAGGAGGCUGGUGGUACAUGGGUAUCUUCAUUCGUCAAUGAUGGGAAAUUAUGUGUGGCAGCCCUACGUGACAGAAUCGAAAGAGCAUACUUCCCGGUUUGUGAUGGGAACUUCUCGUGGCUAAAAAUGAUCCCAUUAAAAGUAUUGGGAUUUAUUUGGAGAGCAAAAAAAAGUCGAAUACCCUCGGCAGCAGCACUCAAUAACAGAGGUGUUGCAUUGGAAUCAACUGUUUGUGGUGUAUGUAAUACGACAGAAGAAACUGGUGACCAUAUCCUUGUAACAUGCUCAUUGGCGAGGAACGUAUUGCGAAUGAUUCUUCACCGGUGUGGAUUACCGGGGAUGGACUUUCAUUCGGUAUCAGACAUUAUCGAUUAUGCGUCUAGAUGGGGCAAUUGUCCUAAGAAGAGAAGAAGAUUAACGACGAUAUUAUUUGGAGCUAUAUGGUGUUUAUGGAAAGCCCGUAAUGAUAGAAUUUUUUAA
Molecule: messenger RNA, 489 nt
Organism: Lactuca sativa (garden lettuce)
Lineage: Eukaryota; Viridiplantae; Streptophyta; Magnoliopsida; Asterales; Asteraceae
Source: RefSeq, a predicted model, not a curated record